This is a messenger RNA of Manihot esculenta (cassava), 1301 nucleotides long. Its product is annotated as gibberellin 20 oxidase 2. Gene Ontology annotation, biological process: response to light stimulus; flower development; unidimensional cell growth. The transcript is spliced from 3 exons. The record is from RefSeq and is a predicted model, not a curated record. Bases 78 to 1172 code for a protein of 364 amino acids. Gene Ontology annotation, molecular function: gibberellin 20-oxidase activity. NCBI's taxonomy places the organism in Eukaryota, Viridiplantae, Streptophyta, Magnoliopsida, Malpighiales, Euphorbiaceae.
UCCGGAGAAAUGUGUUUCCUACAUGGAUGCAAUCUAAUAUAAUCAGUUUGGAUUGAUUGCAGUCUUUGCGUCUCAAAAUGAAUAUUGCAAGAGAUGAUGAACUUGCUGGGCUUCAUGUUUUUGACUCGUCACUCUUGCAGAAACAGCCAAAUUUGCCGACUCAAUACAUUUGGCCGAAUGGUGAUUUAGUGCCCAACCAGGACGAGCUGAAUGAAACCUUGAUAGAUUUGAACGGCUUCUUUAAAGGUGACAAGAUGGAAACUGCCCAUGCAGCUCAGCUUCUUAGAGCUGCUUGCUUAAACCAUGGCUUCUUUCAGGUCACCAACCACGGAGUUGAUCCUUCCCUUAUUCGAGCUGCGCAUCAAGAAAUUGAUACAAUCUUCAACCUCCCUCUACAUAAGAAGCUCAGCCUUCGGAGGCAAUCCGGCGGCCUAUAUGGUUAUUCCGGUGCUCAUGCUGAUCGGUUUUCUUCCAAGUUGCCCUGGAAGGAAACGUUCACAUUUGGGUACCAUGAGAAUGAUUCUCACCCGAUUGUUGUUGAUUACUUCAAAAACUUCUUGGGGGAAGAUUUUCAACCAACUGGGUGGGUUUAUCAAAGGUACUGCGAAGAGAUGAGGAGAUUAUCUCUAGUAAUUUUGGAGCUAUUGGAAGUCAGCCUGGGAGUUGAACGUUUUCACUACAGGAAAUUUUUUGAAGGUGGAAGCUCAAUAAUGAGAUGUAACUUGUACCCACCUUGCAAUAGUCCAGGGCUAACACUUGGAACUGGUCCUCAUUGUGACCCAACUUCAUUAACAAUUCUUCACCAAGAUGAAGUUGGUGGCCUUCAAGUGUUUGCUGAUAACAAAUGGCAGGCAAUACGACCUCGUCCUGAUGCGUUUGUGAUUAACAUUGGAGAUACCUUCAUGGCAUUAUCCAAUGGGAAAUACAAGAGUUGCAUGCAUAGAGCAGUUGUGAAUAGAGAGAGAGAAAGAAGAUCAUUGGUUUUCUUUGUGUGUCCAAAAGAAGACAAAGUAGUGAGACCACCACAAGAUCUUGUUCGCAGAGAAGGGACAAGAAAGUACCCAGAUUUCACAUGGUCUGAUUUAUUGGACUUCACACAAAACCACUACAGAGCUGAUGUUGCUACCCUCCAAAGCUUCUUCCAAUGGCUUCUAUCUUCUAAAUCCUUCUAACUUUUAGUUUCUCUGUUUUUUCCUUACAAUUAGUAGCCGUGUUAAAACUCGAGAAUACUCGGACCGAAAGACUAUUCUAGUAAUGUUGUUUCUUUAAUUUCAAUCUUAUGAAGAAUCUCCAUUUCAUGC